Molecule: messenger RNA, 633 nt
Organism: Apis florea (little honeybee)
Lineage: Eukaryota; Metazoa; Arthropoda; Insecta; Hymenoptera; Apidae
Gene: Obp2
Product: odorant binding protein 2
Molecular function (GO): odorant binding
Source: RefSeq, a predicted model, not a curated record
CGGCAUGGACAAAUCUAAUUAUCUCGUUUCCUGCUGCUAAAAUGUUAGACCUUAACGCUCCCUAUCGUCCCAGCGUAUCCUGCUCCUUCGGAUAUAAAUAUCCAUACUUGGCUGGUAUCGCGCAACAGUAUCGUAUGAAAACCGAUCGAUCUCGUUUCGAGAAUUAAAUCGCGAUAAAGAUGAACACCCUCGUCACCGUUACUUGUCUGCUGGCCGUUGCGAGCGUUGUACGUGGAUACGAUCAAGACACCAUAGUCGCAAAGUACAUGGAGUAUUUGAUGCCCGAUAUAAUGCCAUGCGCCGACGAACUUCACAUUUCGGAAGAUAUCGCAACGAAUAUACAAGCGGCGAAAAAUGGAGCCGAUAUGUCGCAACUUGGUUGCUUGAAAGCCUGCGUGAUGAAACGAAUAGGCAUGUUGAAAGGCACGGAACUUAACGUAGAGCCGGUGUACAAGAUGAUAGACGUGGUUCACGCAGGCAACGCGGAUGAUAUCCAAUUAGUAAGAGGGAUCGCAAAUGAGUGCAUCGAGAAUGCCAAAGGGGAGACGGACGAAUGCAAUAUCGGUAACAAGUAUACCGACUGCUACAUCGAAAAGCUGUUCUCGUAAAAAAAAGAAAGAAAAAAAAGAAAAA